This is a messenger RNA of Odobenus rosmarus divergens (Pacific walrus), 1410 nucleotides long. RefSeq names its product leupaxin (gene LPXN). Lineage: Eukaryota; Metazoa; Chordata; Mammalia; Carnivora; Odobenidae. Gene Ontology annotation, biological process: positive regulation of substrate adhesion-dependent cell spreading; cell-cell adhesion; cell-cell junction organization. The coding region runs from base 146 to 1306 and encodes 386 amino acids. The record is from RefSeq and is a predicted model, not a curated record. The transcript is spliced from 9 exons. Gene Ontology annotation, cellular component: cytoplasm; focal adhesion; cell-cell junction.
AGUGCUAAGCAAAUACAGGAACCAAAAAGGGUUAUAGAGGCUGCUUCACGCUGUCUCAUUCAGUUCCUUUGCUGUCCUCUUCUUCAGCACAUGCCAAAGCAGUUCCUCACAACCUGUGGGACCAGAGCAUCUUGGGUGUGUGACAAUGGAAGAGUUGGAUGCCUUAUUGGAGGAACUGGAGCGCUCCACCCUCCAAGACAGUGAUGAAUCCUCCAGCCCAGCUCCUCUUUCCCUGGAUCAGCACUCCAGAAAGGAGAGUAACCUUGCUAAGACUUCAGAGACCCCUUCUGUUCAGAAUGAUGCAAGUCCCUUGCCGGUGCAGCUCGUGUAUACUACCCAUAUCCAGGAGCACAAUAUCUACAGUGAGGCCCAAAAGCCAAAGGAAGCACCACAUCCUCCGAAAACCUCAGCAGCUGCUCAGCUGGAUGAGCUCAUGGCCCACCUGUGUGAGAUGCAGACCCAGGUUGCAGUGAAAGCAGAUGCCAGCAAGAAACACACAGCAAAUAAGCAAGAUCCCAAGGCCUCCCUGGACUCAAUGCUGGGGGGAUUGGAGCAGGAUCUGCAGGACCUUGGAGUUGCCACAGUGCCCAAGGGCCACUGUGCUUCCUGUCAGAAACCGAUUGCAGGAAAGGUGAUCCAUGCUCUAGGGCAAGCGUGGCAUCCAGAGCACUUUGUCUGCACUCACUGCAAGGAGGAGAUCGGCUCCCAUCCCUUCUUUGAGCGGAGUGGCUUGGCCUACUGCCCCAAGGACUACCACCAUCUCUUUUCCCCACGCUGCGCUUACUGUGCUGCUCCCAUCCUGGAUAAAGUGCUGACGGCAAUGAACCAAACCUGGCACCCAGAGCACUUCUUCUGCUCUCACUGCGGAGAGGUGUUUGGUGCAGAAGGCUUUCAUGAGAAGGACAAGAAGCCAUACUGCCGGAAGGAUUUCCUAGCCAUGUUCUCACCCAAGUGUGGCGGCUGCAACCGCCCCGUGUUGGAAAACUACCUUUCAGCCAUGGACACUGUCUGGCACCCGGAAUGCUUUGUGUGUGGGGACUGCUUCAGCAGUUUUUCUUCCGGCUCCUUCUUUGAACUGGACAGACGUCCAUACUGUGAGCUCCAUUACCAUCAGCGGCGGGGAACACUCUGCCACGGGUGUGGGCAGCCCAUCACUGGCCGCUGCAUCAGUGCCAUGGGCCACAAGUUCCAUCCCGAGCACUUCGUCUGUGCUUUCUGCCUGACACAGCUGUCAAAGGGCAUCUUCAAGGAGCAGGACGACAAGACCUAUUGUCAACCCUGCUUCGUGAAACUGUUCCCACUGUAAUCUCAGCUGAACCCACAGUCUCCACAGAUCCCCUCCAAAAUUUAAACCAGGAGGGGAAGGAGUAUACUUUGUUGUUACUGCUCUUCAGCUCAGUGGGCGUAUAG